Molecule: messenger RNA, 7466 nt
Organism: Larimichthys crocea (large yellow croaker)
Lineage: Eukaryota; Metazoa; Chordata; Actinopteri; Sciaenidae
Gene: tulp4a
Product: TUB like protein 4a
Exons: 15
Coding region: 790-5697 (1635 amino acids)
Molecular function (GO): protein binding
Source: RefSeq, a predicted model, not a curated record
UGAACAGAGGCAGGCUGCGGGCAGAAGAAGCAGCAGCAGCAGCAGCAGCAGAAGCAGCACUACAGAGCCGAGCAGUCAUCCAUGGGAGCCCGUACCCGAGGCGGGUUGAAAAGGCAGACUGGCUGACGUGAUGACGUUACCGGGAGAAGCGGCUCUCCUGCGGGCAGACAGCUGAUGGAGAGGGCUCCCUGCGCCGCCUCCUCCUCCUCUCUCACACACCGGGGCCGGGGUCGUACGAGGAGGACGCGGAACCCAGAAAUGACGCACUGAACUGGGACUGAAACUUUUUUUUUUUGCAUCAACUGGAAACACUGGGAUGUGUUGAAGGGGACGGGAUGGAUGCAUAGCCUGUCACAGGAUACAGGUUUUCUUUUUGUGUGUGUCUGUGUGGAUGUUUGCUAACACCGGUACUCUUUAACUGCCUUGUGGUUGAAAGGGCAUCAACAAGGUGAUCAAACACAUCAAAAAUGACCUGAAUCAGUGCCUUUUUGUUGUGUAUACAGCAUGAUAAAUCCAAUCCAGCAAUGCUAAAGUCUGCAUCUUUGUGACCUCAUUUAAGUUUUAUCACCUUUAAGUCAGUAUUGCAAAUCAACGAGAUAGCCGAGAAAAGAAGAGAGAGGCGCAAGUACUAUGCACCGCUGUCUCACGCCUGACACUGAACUAGUAACCUCAGCGGAGGAGAGGCGCUCAUAACGGUACCGACCCCUCCGAAGAAACCACCUUCUUUCCUCCUUUUCUUUUUUUUUUCUUUGGUUAAUCCACGGGGAGGUGUGUAGAGAUCCUGCAGGGAUGUUCGCCGCCGUGGAGCAUGGCCCCGUCCUCUGCAGCGACUCCAACAUCCUGUGCCUGUCAUGGAAGGGCCGGGUGCCCAAGAGCGAGAAAGAGAAGCCGGUGUGUCGUAAGCGUUACUACGAGGAGGGCUGGCUCGCAACUGGGAACGGACGAGGAGUUGUUGGGGUCACGUUCACGUCCAGCCACUGCAGAAGGGACAGGCCCACCCCGCAGAGAGUUAACUUCAACCUCAGAGGACACAACAGCGAGGUGGUGUUGGUGCGGUGGAAUGAGCCCUUCCAGAAACUGGCCACCUGUGAUACAGACGGAGGGAUCUUUGUUUGGAUCCAGUAUGAGGGCCGCUGGUCUGUGGAGCUGGUCAAUGACCGUGGAGCUCAGGUGAGUGACUUCACCUGGUCCCACGAUGGCACCCAGGCUCUUAUCUCCUACCGAGAUGGCUUUGUUCUGGUGGGAUCAGUCAGCGGGCAGAGACACUGGUCCUCCGAGAUCAACCUGGAAAGCCAGAUUACCUGUGGUAUCUGGACCCCCGAUGACCAGCAGGUGUUGUUCGGUACUGCAGAUGGACAGGUGAUAGUGAUGGACUGCCACGGGCGCAUGCUGGCCCACAUUCUGCUGCAUGAGUCGGAUGGCAUCGUCAGCAUGUCCUGGAACUAUCCCAGUUUCCUGGUGGAGGACAGCAGUGAGAGCGACACGGACUCUGACGACUACUCCCCACCUCAAGUGCACAGCCAGAAACCACUGCUGACUGUCAGCUUCACCUCUGGAGACAUCAGCCUGAUGAACAACUACGAUGACCUCUCUCCCACCCUCGUCCGUACCGGUCUGAAAGAUGUGGUGGUCCAGUGGUGCUCGCAGGGGGACCUCCUUGCAGUGGCAGGGAUGGAGAGGACCCUCCUCUCCCCCGACCCCUCAUGUCCUCCCCCCACCAGGAACGCCAUCGUCAAGUUCUACAACGUUCGGGGUGAACACAUCUACACACUGGACACACCAGCACAGCGCCCCAUCACUACGCUGUGCUGGGGUCACCGGGACUCUCGUCUGUUCUUGGCCUGUGGCCCGGCGCUCUACGUUGUGCGAGUCGAGCACCGCGUUGCCAACCUGCAGCUGCUCUGCCAGCAGGGCAUCGCCACAGCAGUGAAGGAGGAGAAAGAUGUCGCCAAGCUCACCAUGCCUUCCCGCCUUUGUUCUUACGUCACUACUGCUUUUGUCCCCACCAUCAAGCCCCCCAUCCCGGAUCCCAACAACAUGCGUGAUUUUGUGAGCUACCCAACAGCUGGAAACGAGCGCCUGCACUGUACCAUGAAGCGUACGGAAGAUAACCCUGAGGUUGGAGGACCAUGCUACACUCUGUACCUGGAGUACCUAGGAGGUCUGGUGCCUAUCCUAAAAGGCAGACGAAUAAGCAAACUGCGUCCAGAGUUUGUCAUUAUGGACCCCAAGACGGACGGGAAGACAGAUGAGAUAUACGGCAACAGUCUGAUAUCUGCCAUGAUUGACAGCUGUAACUGCUCAGAUUCCAGCGACAUCGAGCUGAGUGAUGACUGGGUUGGCAAGAAAUCUCCAAAGAUAUCCAGGGGCAGCAAAUCCCCCAAACUGCCUAGGAUCAACAUUGAUCCCAGAAAAUCACCCAAGCUGUCGCGUGCUACACAAGAGAUCUCCAGGUCACCACGGUUACCUAUACGGAAACCCUCGAUUGGGUCACCUAGUCUAACACGGAGGGAAUUUCCUCUCGACGACAUUACUCAGCAAAAUUACCUCGCUCAGGUCACAUCCAAUAUUUGGGGGACAAAGUUUAAGAUUGUGGGGCUGGCCACAUUCUUGCCAACCAAUCUUGGUGCAGUCAUCUAUAAGACAAGCCUUCUCCAUCUGCAGCCCAGACAGAUGACCAUCUACCUUCCAGAGGUGCGCAAGAUCUCCAUGGACUACAUCAAUCUGCCUGUCUUCAGCCCCAACGUCUUCAGUGAAGAUGAAGAUGAUCUGCCUGCCACAGGCCCUGCUGGUGGUGCUGACGACAACCCGCCCUGCACUGUCAACAUCCCUAUUGCCCCCAUCCAUAGUCCCGCCCAGGCCAUGUCCCCCGCCCAAAGCAUCGGCCUGGUCCAGUCACUCCUAGCCAAUCAAAAUGUUCAGCUGGAUGUUCUAACGAAUCCCACAGCUAACCCUGCUGGGGCUGCUGCUAGUGGGUCAGACCAAAGCCAGGACACCAUCCUGACAGCCCAGUACACAGUACCCACCAGAUACUCCAGUCCUGGUCAGGUCAUCUUUGGGGGACUAGAAAUGGGUCGUCUAAUGGUGGGACCUCCACCUUCUCAGAUCCCUCAUCCACCUGCUGAUUUAGUGGUAGAGAGAGCAGCGGGAGGAGACCACGAGCACCUACUGAAAAUAAAAACCACUCGGUCAACUCCACAGCUGGCUGAGGGUGAUACGGUGGUGUUCAGUGCCCCUCUAGAGCUCAGCAAGAUGAACCCCCCGCCUCCCUACCCAGGGACAGUGGCUGCUGCUGUGGCUGCUGCAGCAGCUGCUGCUGCUUCAGCUUCAGCCUCCACCGCAGCCUCCAACCCUGCAUCUGGAACAGGAGGGAGCACCAGUGGGACUCCUCCCCCUGGUGAUGUUUGUAUGAAGAAGGGCGAGUUCCCACUUUAUGCUUCAGGUCAGCAACAAGCUCAGUACCCCACACCACUGGGAUAUGAGAGGAUAACAACAUUUGACAGCAGUGGGAAUGUUGAGGAAGUGUGUCGUCCUCGAACACGCCUCGUCUGCAAUCAGAAUGUCUACACACUCCAGGGACCUGGCAGCUCUGCCACUCUCAGGGUCACCUCCUCUUCCUCAUCGUCCUCCUCCUCCUCCUCCUCAGCUGACAAGAAGAUCCAGCUGCCCUACACCUCUGCCACCCUCAACAGACUUACUGCACCUCGUUAUUCCAUACCUAGCGGAGACCCGCCCCCAUACCCUGACCCAGCCAAUCAGAAUGGUGCUGUUGGCAGGAACUCUGGACAGAGGCUCGACAGCAGUCUGAUCCACGCCACUCUCAGGAGGAACAGCCGAGAGGCCGCUCUCAAAGUUUCCCAGAUGUUGGAACCACCCAGACCGCUGCCUCCUAAGGCCAAAAAUAGCGGUGCACUAGCAGCUUCGUUCCAGCAGAGGGUGCCAACAGCCUUAUACACCUGCAGUCAGUGCAGCAGUGGAUCCAAUGUUGGAGGCACUGCCCCAGGGAGCGCUAAUGGAAUCGCAGGAGGAACUAUCAUCAGACAGGAUUUCCCUCCAGGGAACGGGGCGCCACACAGCACAGUUAUUGUUCAUUCCAACAGCGCCACUCCUCUGGCCUCCCAGUCCUCUUACAACCUGCUGAGCUCUCUCGAAGGGUCUGGGACUGCAGCAGGAGGAGGAGGAAGUAACAGAGACAGGGCUGAUUAUGUUAAUUCAGCAUUUACUGAGGAUGAAGCACUGAAUCAGUCACUGAGGCAUCUGGCGCUCGGCGGAAAUGAUGCAUCAGGGCUGGUUGUCAAACGCCCACCUCCCUAUCAGUGGGACCCAGCUGCCACAGAGGAAGUGUGGGUUCCUCAGGAACGGACAGCAACACUAAAUCCCAAUGCCCCCUCUGGACCCCACAAACCACCCCCACUUAUUCUCAGCCCGGCUCAGCACUUGGAUGUGUCCAGGCUGCCUUUUGUCCUUUCUCCAAAGUCCCCCACCAGCCCCAGUGCUGCAUCAUUUCAAGCUGCUGCAGCAGCUGCAGGCUACCAAAUCUCUCUCCAGUACCCGCCAGCAACUGCCUAUUCUGGAGCCCAGCUCCAGCCCAUCCCGGGGUCACCACGCCCUUGUUCCUCUCCAAAGGAAAUGGUGGCACCGGUACCUUUUUCACAGCAGGACGCAACCCUUGUCUUACCUCCAGGUUACUCUGCAAAUCUUGCAAACCUAGCUUGCUGCCCUCUCCCACCCAUGUAUCCAGGAGGAAGUGCUUGUGCUGGGCUUCCCAUUCCCCCUAUCGCCCUUCACACUCCUUGGGGUACAUAUAACUCUUGCCCGCCUAUGCCCAGUCCUUCAGUGCCACUACCACCCAAAGCCUCCCACAUUGCAAUAGACAAAAAUGUUCUCUCGCCUCCGCCUCCUCCUCCUCCUCCACCCCCUCCACCACCACCAGCAGAGCUGCAGAGCCAUGGAGGAUUGCAAGAAGCUAUGGCAGAGGCUGGGGAAGGUUUUCAAGAGGUGCUCUCCUUGACUGAGAGCCCCGUGCCACAGCGAUCUGAGAAGUUAAGCAAGAAGAACCGCAAGCGGGUUGAUGGGCGCGCUGAGGAGGCUAAUGUGCCACCCUUAGCUGAAGGGAGCAAGUCAAAAAAAGAGGGCAGAGCUUUGGGUGACUUCAACUCACUCAUCUCCAGUCCACGGCUCGGAGGAAGGGACAAGAAAAAACUCAAGGGACAGAAAGAGCAGCAAUUGAAGGCAAAGAAGCUGAAUAAGGCCACUGCCAAUAGUGAGUUCCAAGAUAGCUCGGAAAGCGAGCCAGAGCUGUUCAUCAGCGGGGACGAGCUGCUCAACCAGUGCCAGAGCGGUAAGAAGGGCUGGAAGACGAAGAGGAACCUGAGGGCUGCCAGCGAACUGGACGAGAUCAAGUGUCGAAAGGCCAACGAGAAGGAGGACAGAGGACUGGGCAGUCAGGGGUUUGUGUAUGUCAUGGCCAACAAGCAGCCACUGUGGAACGAAGCCACACAAGUCUACCAGCUGGACUUUGGUGGACGCGUCACACAAGAGUCUGCCAAGAACUUUCAAAUCGAACUGGAGGGCAGACAGGUGAUGCAGUUUGGCAGGAUUGACGGCAACGCGUACAUCCUGGACUUCCAGUAUCCCUUCUCUGCUGUGCAGGCCUUUGCAGUGGCUUUAGCCAACGUUACACAACGCCUCAAAUGAUAUGUCCCCUCCCUACUUUACCCUGAGUUAUAUCUGGGAUUUAAAUGCAAUUUGUUGAUGGGGGCAAAGUUGUUUCAUUUGAGAUUAAUAAACUUUGAUUUUAGAGAGAAGACUAAAAUCAGCCCUGGCUAUAGAGAGAGAGAAAUACAAUCAUGCUGCACUACACAAUGCUGCCACUAGAGUUGGUGCAAUAAGCAUUGGCUGCAUUUACCAAGGAUGCCCUCAGAUUUGCACCGUUUUGGCAGUCAGUGGCACCUUGCAAUGCAUGUAGGGCCAAAGAGCUGAGCUUUGGUAAUCAUCAUGCAAAUAAAUGCUGCUUUAGCUAGAAGAAGCUUAUAGACAUGAUAAUCGAUGGGUUAACUGAGAGAGGAGAGGAGUUGUCAUGGUGCAGUUUUCAAAAGAAGCAGCAGUAAUACUUGAAAAAAACACUCUGGAGAUCAAAGUUGUUUUUUCCCAGAGCGCACAGGUACUACUGGGCACUGAAAUCCAUUGCUGUACAAAACUUCAGUGAAACAGUUACCACUUUAUUAUACUGCUUUUGCUUUUAGGUUUUUAUUAAAUGACUAAACACGGUGGAGGGUCGGAGGGUCUUUUUGUUUUCGCUCUCUGCCAUUCCUUUUGUUACUAUCUCAGUCUAUCUCGGCUGGAAUUGAGGCUUAGAUAUAUGCAUCAUUUAGGAGCACUACUAAGAGUUCACACUUUUCACUGUCGUGGAAGGCGUGUCACUGUUACAAACUUGGGAUUGUCAAGUAGUAAAUAUAGCUGAGUCGAUCUGCAGUCUUUUCCACAUGGUUUACUGGGACUUUGAAGGAAGAAGAAAUGUUACCCUGCUACAUGGAUUAAUUAAUUUAUAUGUACAUUUUGUUGUUUAUCUUAUUCAGAUUAGAAUUUUAACAUUAUUGACAUUGUUUGUGAUAUACAAUCUUCAUACCCUGUCAACAUGGUUUUCAAUUUGCCUGCUUUUAUUUGGGAGACUGAAUUUGAAUAUUGCUGUGUCGUCUGGAGUAAUUCAGAUGGGAGGGGAGGGCGUACGGAAUAGCUUUGACUGACAUAUCCUGUACUUCAUGAAAUAUCUACAUAUGGUGACACGGGGCGCAAACAGAAGUCGCCAUGGCCUGGAUUGAACAACUCUGGCAUGAAGUGAAAUUUGUCACCUGCUGUCACUUCUGUGAAGUGAGUGUGUAGUUUGAGAGUCCCUGCUCUUAAAGACCACACUAAACAUGUGAGCAAGGUACAGGAAAUAUUUUUGUAUAUUUCGCCUAUGCCAUUUCAUACUGUCUUCAGAAGUCAUGUAAAUACAUAUCAGUCAUAUGUACAUGUUGUAAAGACUUGGGUGACUCUGACAGAUGUUUGUUUACGCCUGUCUCCACUGUGUUUUAAGUGUAACUGCAGGUGUUGAGCGAAGCUGUAGUAGUGCUGUUUUCACAGUCACAACCACGAAACGACAAGUCUAGAGUUAAGCUGAAAUCAUUGUUACUGAAUUUUUUUUUUUGAAGUCAGAACUCCAAUGAAGGAUGAAGCUAUUGAAAUCUGUUCAUUUAAUAAGCUGACACUGAAAUCUGAAAAGCUGUUUUUCUUUGUUUUUUUCUUUCAGGCAGUCAAGUUUGUGUUGAACUAAGGACACAGAGCAGGGCCAGCUGGUAGGAGAGUAAAUUAUUAGGCACAUUGCAAAUAUCUGCAAUAGGUUUUAUUUGUAUAAAAUAAAAGUAGCCAAAGUCAGUAAAAAAAAAAAAAAGAAGGGCAGUAAUAUUUAGGCUUAAUAACAAUAG